Mesorhabditis belari is the source of this 675-nucleotide messenger RNA. Lineage: Eukaryota; Metazoa; Nematoda; Chromadorea; Rhabditida; Rhabditidae. The record is from the annotation of a GenBank genome assembly.
AUGAAGAGGAAAGCUGCAACGAGCAAAGAAACAAGUCGCGAAUCUUCACCGAAGCCGAAAGCUGGUUCAAGAGCUCGUUCAACGACAAAUGUAGAAUCAACGGUGGAACAAGAAGUGCAAAGUCGUGAGGGACAAGACGAUGGUGUCGGAGACGACGAUGACGGCCUCAAAGUCUGCGACCAGUUUGCCAUCGCCAUUCAAGAGUGCGGGAUGCCGCUCGGACCCGGCCGAAAACCAAUUACAGCCAGCGACCACUUCGCGAUCGAGCUCGCCAACUUUUGCGAGCAGCAAGCAACUGGCGCCGACAUCAUGCUUCACAUGGAUGCCGGCGAGGUGCCUCCGCCUCUGACCGAGCAACGUGCCUUCCCGGCGCUCGAUGCUUUGCUGGCUCCGCCAAUCGACCACGGCUCCAUCACGUCGCUUUCCACGACCCUCUCCUCGACUUCUCUGCCCUCAACUUCUCUGCCCUCAACCGGCUUCUCUUCUGCUACCGGCCUCGCUUCUGCUGCUUUGUUGACCCUUCCCCCGGUCGUGCAACAGACGCCCGCCAAAUCGCCAGCCGCCGCCCCAACCGCCCAGAAUUUCACCAAGGAGCAGGAAGAUCUUCUCCCUAAUCGUUGUCUACAAUUGCAAUAUCGCCAUCGUGAAUUGUUUUCUGAGUCGACUUUGGGCAAU